Molecule: messenger RNA, 1211 nt
Organism: Hippoglossus stenolepis (Pacific halibut)
Lineage: Eukaryota; Metazoa; Chordata; Actinopteri; Pleuronectiformes; Pleuronectidae
Product: parvalbumin, thymic
Exons: 6
Coding region: 636-968 (110 amino acids)
Cellular component (GO): nucleus; cytoplasm
Molecular function (GO): calcium ion binding
Source: RefSeq, a predicted model, not a curated record
GUCUUGGCUGAAUUUGAGACACUGGCAUGUCCACACCACAGCCAGGCAGAUAGAAAUAGAAGAAGCAGUAACUGGAGAGAGGAGGAGCAGCCAUCUUCCUCGGGCUUCAUGCAUGAACAGGGAAGCCUGGUCUUCCUGAAAACAAGCGCCAGAGCGUGGAAAGGGACGAGGCAGAGGGGGGCGAGUACGUGAGGGGUAACAGAGGAUGUUUUUGUCGUUCCUCUGCCUCUCUGGUUGCUGCAGGCCUCACUGUGGUCCAUCCUGAGGAAGCCGGGCCCACGUCACUCUGGCCAGGCCUUGGGCCCACACGUGCUGCCUGGUGAGGCCGGUGUGACCCUCUCACUUGUGGGAGCUAUAAAAAGGUCUAUAAACUGAAACAGUGGAAAACACUGCUUUUCAAAUGGCAACAGCAAGCAGGAUAAAGUCAGCAUGAAAUCCAAUGGACUGCAAUUCAAUUACACAAAGGGGACAGAUGUGGUGUGGAGAGAUAGUGUCAGCGGGCCAAACUGACCACACUCCGUUUCCUGUGUAAUAGGCUGUAAACGGCCAAAGCACCUGCAAGUGUAAGAACUCCUCAGCAGUGGCCGCAUAUCACACCAGGCUGCAGCAUCCACCGCAUCAGACUCUGCACGAUCAUGGCCAUAACCGACUUCCUAGCAGCUUCAGACAUCACUUCAGCCAUUUAUGCUUGUAAAGCGAAGGAUUCGUUUAGCCCGAAGAUGUUUUUCAAAACAGUGGGUUUAUCCAAGAAAAGUCCAGCUGAUAUCGAGAGGGUCUUCAAGAUUUUGGACCAGGACAAAAGUGGCUUCAUAGAACAGGAUGAGUUACAACUGUUCCUGCAGAAUUUCGCCAAAGGAGCGAGGCACCUGACCGUAGCCGAGACCAGAGCCUUCCUCCUGGAGGGGGACUCAGAUGGAGACGGGAAGAUCGGCUGGGAAGAGUUUUCAGCACUGGUCAAGUCUUCAUAAAGCCUGCACCAUCUCUUCGGUGAUUAUGGUGAUGAUCUCAGGAUGGACCUUUUUGAAUUUUUUAUUAUCACAUGGACUCAUUCAGGGAUCCUAUGUUUUUAGAGCCAUACAAUGAAAUAUGUCAUAGUUUAAAUGAAAAACAAUGUAAUAAAGUGACUGAAACUGUAAAACACAAAUGAAACCUCGCCUCUCUGCUAUGUGUCUUUCCCUGCCAGAAGAGUUUACAAAUAAAUUUCAUUCUCA